GAUUACAGAUAAUUUUAUUCCAGUGUUUUUUCUUUGAUGCUCCAGGUGUGGUUUUUUUCCGUGUUGAAAUUAACAAAUUUAAUUGAUUUAUAGUUUGUAUUUAUGUUACAAAAGUCUAAAAUUGACCCUUCAAACUGAUAAAGUAAUGUAUAUUAAUUAUGUUGUUAUCCAAAUUAGCUCAGUAAACCAAUUUUGAUGUUGCUCAUGGUAAGAAGCCUGAACAAAUGUCUAAUAAUAAUUGGAAACUCAUUGUUGAUCCGGUUAUUAAGAAAGGAUCUAACAAAGUUUACCGCUAUGAAGGUGUUGUGGCAGGGAAGGAAUGUAUAUAUCCUCCAGUCCAAGUUAGAGAUCCUAGAAAUCCUAUAACUAUUCGAUUGAAAAGCACCGAACAGUUUGAAUUUAAACCAACAAAGUUCAAAAUUGAUAGUAAUUAUAUUGGACCACCUCCUCCAGUAGAAGUCUCAAUUUCCAAUUUAAAUGAUAAUAUUAAAGAAAAUUUUUUACAAGAUUUAGUUAAGCAAUAUGGAGCGGUGGAAGAACUGCAAAUUUUUUACCAUCCUAAGACUAAACGUCACUUGGGUUUGGCGAGAAUUACGUUUGCCAGCACAAGUGCAGCCAAAGCUUGUGUUGAAAAGAUGAAUAACACUUCAGUUAUGGGUAACGUUCUGUCAGUAUUUUUCGAUCCACUUGGCAAAAUUAUUGAUAGUCAAAAGGAAAUGGCCAUCAAUCCACCACCUAAACCUCCCAAAACAUUAAGUGAUCAAACUGGUAAAUCUGAUGUGCCCGAUUCUGAAGCUAGCCCUCAUGCCUCCAUUCCAUCUGAUAAAAUACCACAUUCAUCUCAUCCUAGUAUCCAAUCAUCUCAUACUUAUAAUUCGUGUAAAAAUAGCGGUCCUACAAACUUCCAUUCUAAUCAAGCAACACCUAUGGGUCUGGAUGGCAACUAUGUUUACGGUCCAGGCACUAUGUCUUAUUUAAAUAAUUCAUCAAACAUACCUGGCUGGCCUCAUGGUGCUAACCAACCUGGUGUGUGGGAUCCAUCUACUCAAACUUUCACCAAUCAAGCUGAAUUGAACAAAGCACAAAAUUCUAUGAGAGAAAGUCUUGAUUCCAGAAUUGAGCUUCUCCUCAAAAGUCAACACAUUGGUUUAGCGCCAGGUUUUCUUGGUGAGAUUGGUGGUGGUAUGUCUGGCUUAGGUAGUCCAACUUUUGACACAAAAGGAUUUUCUACUCCGCAAGAUUUUACACAAUCAUUCGGUAACAAACUGACAUUGAACCAGGAGGACUCGAAUGAUAGUAAAUCUGAGCUAGAGCUCAGGCAGGAUGGAAGUGAUGCAAUCCUUGGUACUCCACCAUCACCUUUUUUAAAUGGAGCAUCUUACAUUAGAUGGUCAAAAUUUACUCAAGCAAUUGACUCUGGAAAGGAACCCUGUUUAGAUAGUGAUGAUGGAGAGGACGAUGUUGAUAUGGAUGGCAAAGAUACAUCGUUUAAUGGCCAAGAUGGUGAUGCAACUCCAUUAAAAGAUGAAACAACGAAUGUUCGUAAAAAGCGAUUAAAAAAUAAGAAGCCCUUAGAUGUGAAAAAUAACGGCGGCGGAGAUGACGCAGAUGAUAGAAUGUCAUUAUCAUCUUUAAGCAGCGGUGAAAAACUUCAUGUCACAGCUAAUGAACCCUCCAUGACUUCAGGUAUUGUCCACCAUCCAAUGUUCCCAAGUGAACAAGUUCAAAUGAUGGCCCGAAUGGGCAUUUGGAAACCAGGAAUGGGUUCCGGAGUGCUCGGAAUGCCACCCACAGGGGGUCAGCAAAGUUUUCUUACUUCCGUUGGCUCAUUUCAUCAAACAUUUCAACCUCUUUCAUAUCCACUAACAAAUUUAGCACUAACACCUUCUAGACCUCCAUUUUCCCAUUUUCCAUUCACAUCAUCAGGACUUUUUACCAGUUAUCCGAUCUCCGGUUUUUUAGCAAUGACAAAUACAAAUAACAUGGUUAACCACAAGGUGCGAAGUUCAAACAACAAUCAUGACCAUCAUCAUAAUCAACAAAGGAAUAAUAAAGAUGAUGGAAGUUGGAAACAGCGACGUUUGGAAUCCAAAAGAGGACCUUUAACACAGGGCAUUCUUGAAAAGAUUGUUAACGAGCUUAAGGAGAUUAUCAAACGAGAUAUUAGUAAAAAAAUGAUAGAAAAUGCAGCUUUCAGGAUGUUUGACAAAUGGUGGGAUGAACAAGAGAAUAAAAGAAAACAAAAAAGUCGUCUCAAAGAUGCCUCUUCAGUCCCUCAACCUCAACAACCAGAAGUUAAAAAAGAAGAAGCUAGUGCUAUUAACUCUUCUUGGGCUGCAAUUUCAACUUUUUAUGAUAAUAGUAAAGAAAUUAAUACUUUUAAAAUAAAUAAUACGGGCUUUGGUCUUGGCCUUGGUCUUCGCUCAGUGAUACCCAAAAUGCCUUCUUUCCGGCGUAAAAUAAGAAAACCAACAACACCACCAAUUGAAGAUGAAGAAUCUCGUGAUGAUGGUGAUAGUAAAAAAUCAUCUGUUGAUGAGGAAAUGUACAAAAAUGGAGCUACUGUCAGUAGUAGUUGGAAGAGAAGGAAUCGCUCUGCGGCGGUGAUAGAAGAUGAAAGGCAUGAUUCUUCGUCAGAUGAAUCAGAAUCUAGUCAAACAAAAGCAAGACGGCAUCGUGGUCAAAGUUUAUCCAGUAUCAGUAGCUCAAGUAUGACUUCUGGUAUUGCUAGUAGUAGUUCGAGUUCAAGUGAUGAAGAGUAUCAGUCUUUAUCUGACUCGAGUGGAUCUGAAGCUGGCAGUGAUGAAGAAUCUGAAAUUUCAGAUGAUGAAAGAUUGGUCAAGCUUAAAUCAAAAUCUAAUAAUCGUAAACUCAUUAGUUCAGAUGACGAUGAAACAUCUCUUAAGGAUCGUCUAUCAUCUAAAGAAUCUAAAGAAACUGCCAAAUCAACAAACAAAUUAAAGUCAAUCGCCGAAGUAAAACAGGAAAUCAAUGAUGAUGGCUUAGCAAGGCUUGAAGCAUCUGAAGCUUUGGUUGCACUUGCUACAUCUUUCACGCCAGCCGGAGAUAAAGUUCUACCUCAUUCAGAUGUAAAAUCAAGUGAAUUAGAAAGGGUAAAAAGUGAAACUGAUUCAGCACCUGAAUCUGAUAAAUUUGAUAAUGAUAUGCCUGCUGAAUCAGUUGCCUUUGACCAUUCAUAUUGUAUUCGUAAAGACACCAAUGAAGUUAAACCCAGCAUUGACUCUGUCAUCGAUUCCGUCGCAAGAGGCUCUGUUGAUGUUGAAAUGAUCAAUGAAUUUAAAACAACUAACGAUAAUGAUCAUGAUCAUGGUUAUAGUAGAACGCAUAUGGAUGAAAAACCUGGAAAACGUUUAAGUAAGAAGAAGUCGACAGGAACAUUACCAGUCAUUUCUGAUUUCCCUAGUUUUCCUCGUGUGGCUUCCGAAUGGAGAAAAGCUAAGCGAAAUGCAAGUGAAAUUUUGGACUAUGAAAUUGUUGCUGAUGAUUUUAUGGAACAAGUUAAAUCUGUUUUCAAGCCUAGAAGUAAUAUAGAAGAAAUGAACAUUCUGUACGACUUUUUAACUAAUGGUAUUGAUGCAGAGGAUAUUAAUUAUAUGAAGCGAAGUUAUGAGGCUAUGCUGCAAGCAGAAACACAAAUGCUUUGUUUGAAUGAUACUCAUUGGUCUGACCAUCCUCCCACAAUUUGUUACACUGUGCCUAAAAAGAAACGUAAAACAAAUGAUGAUAAUCAUCCUAGAGUUCAUCUAUCAGGUUGUGCCCGUGCUGAAGGUUAUUAUAAAAUGACUACCAGUGAAAAAAUGAAAUAUUCGUAUCUCACAUCAACCUCUUCUCAUGGGGAAGAUGCUUCUAAAGACUUGAGAGCGCGAAUUCCCACAACUCAACAGUCAACCCGAGAAGCCCGCUCUAAUCAAAGACGACUUUUAGCUAGUGUAGAUGCUGCUUGGUCAGAUCUCGUUAAAUUUAACCAACUUCAGUUCCGUAAAAAGCAACUUAAAUUUGCAAGAAGUAGAAUCCACGAUUGGGGACUUUUUGCCUUGGAGCCAAUUGCGGCUGAUGAAAUGGUUAUUGAAUAUGUUGGUCAGAUGAUUAGACCCGUCGUGGCUGACUUAAGGGAAAAGAAAUAUAAUGAAAUGGGCAUUGGAAGCUCAUAUCUUUUUAGGGUUGAUUUUGAGACUAUUAUUGAUGCAACCAAAUGUGGUAAUUUGGCUCGUUUCAUUAAUCAUAGUUGUAAUCCAAAUUGUUAUGCUAAAGUUAUCACUGUUGAAGGGCAGAAAAAAAUUGUGAUAUAUUCUAAACAACCGAUAGAUAUUGAUGAAGAAAUCACGUACGAUUACAAAUUUCCAAUCGAAGAUGAGAAGAUUGCUUGCUUAUGUGGAGCACCUCAGUGUCGCGGUUACCUCAACUAAAUUUUUUCUGUCAUCAUUAAAUCCCUUGUUCUUUGUACCUUUGAAAAUUGUAUUCUUACUUCCCGCUCUUCUCUAUCAUCUCCUUUUCUUCCCUUUUGCUUUUCUACCUCACUUCCAUUUUCUUCCUCUCUUCUCUUUACUCUCUGUAAAUUUCAUCUGUAAACUCAUCAAUCCAAGAGACACAACUCGCUGCAUCAGAAACUAUUUUGUAAACAAUCAAUCAGCUAUCAACAAAUAAGUCCAUCUCUUCACAUUAAAAAUGAAAAUGAAACAUAAAAAAUCAAGAAGCUCACAAAUUCUUAAUUGAAAAUGAAACAAAAAUCGUGAUUUAAUCAACGAAUGGAUCCUCUUUUUCCUGAUUGCAAUAAAAAAGAAGAUUAAAAAAAUAAAAUUACUGAGCAAUUUUUGCAUGAUUAA
This is a messenger RNA of Tetranychus urticae (two-spotted spider mite), 4844 nucleotides long. RefSeq names its product SET domain containing 1 (gene Set1). The record is from RefSeq and is a predicted model, not a curated record. Gene Ontology annotation, molecular function: protein binding; histone H3K4 methyltransferase activity; RNA binding. Lineage: Eukaryota; Metazoa; Arthropoda; Arachnida; Trombidiformes; Tetranychidae. Gene Ontology annotation, cellular component: Set1C/COMPASS complex.